Molecule: messenger RNA, 18260 nt
Organism: Rattus norvegicus (Norway rat)
Lineage: Eukaryota; Metazoa; Chordata; Mammalia; Rodentia; Muridae
Gene: Psd3
Product: pleckstrin and Sec7 domain containing 3
Biological process (GO): regulation of ARF protein signal transduction
Cellular component (GO): cell junction; ruffle membrane
Molecular function (GO): guanyl-nucleotide exchange factor activity
Source: RefSeq, a predicted model, not a curated record
UCAUGCUUAUUCUUUUUUUUUUUUUUUUUUUUUUUUUUUGGAGCUGAGGACCAAACCCAGGGCCUUGCGCUUGCUAGGCAAGUGCUCUACCACUGAGCUAAAUCCCCAGCCCCCUCGUGCUUAUUCUUUAGUUGGGCUUUGUUUACUGAAAUAUUCCAGGCCCCACAUACAUGUUCUUCCCUAUGCACUCUUUCAGGUCCACAGUCCAUGCCAGCCAAGCUCUGCAGUGCCCUGAAGAAGUAGGAGCUUUCUGAGCACUCUUGUCACACCUUUAGAGCGCUUGAGCUUUCGCUGCCUUCUAUAACCCCUGACUCUCAGUUGCUGCUUCUGUCAGUUACACCCUGUGUUCUCAUCAACGACUCAAUAGGAAGAUGUGAUAUCCGAAGCAGUCCCCUCCCUGAAUCCUUCCGUUACCCUCCAACAAUGCCAUGUGGCUUACACAUUCUAAUUCAUCAUGACUGUGAAAAAAGUGACAUCAGUAGGAGGUGACAGAUACGUUACCUUCCAUACUUUGCUUAGCAAAGGCAGGUGAGACAAACUCUCAGACAGUGGCUAGCAAUGACUUCAGCUGUAAUAGGCCCCCUCUGACAUCUUCAAAUUCACAGAAUAGAUAGGCACAGGACCAAAAAAACCAACAGACUCAAAGCAGUUUUCUUGGUAGGAAGGAAAGUCAUUCAACAUGAGCUUUAAGAGCAUUCGUUUCCCAGGCCUUCAGGGACAGUACAGAACACAGUCCUCAGAGAAUAUAAACAACAAAUCACUGAGAACUGCCAUGCACCUCCAUUAAUUACACCUCUAGUAAUACUAGUCGCCUGAUGCUAUCCGACACUGGUCUGGCACUCACUGUGUGGUAGUCACUCAGCUAAAGUGCGGUGUCCAUGCUGUUCACCCACGACUCUGGGAGACGGGCAGACAGGAACCUGUGUUAUACAGGGAAGCUUGAGGGGGGAGCUGCACAUGGCCAAUGGAACUCUAGGACCCAACUCCUGAUUCUGUCUAUCAGAAACAAUCACUACUGCUAAGCCAUCCACUGAUAUACGUGUCCUCACUGAUUCAAGAAAUGCUUAUCAAGUUCCUUAUGGUCAGUUACUUGGAAUAUUUAAGUAAACAAAUUACAGCCAAAGAUAAACAUGAGUCAAGAGGGUAUGCUCUAUAGAUUCACAGUUCACAAAUAAGGUAGAAAAUACCUCUAAAAGAGAAGUUGUUUCCUGCUUGUGUUGGGCCUUCUAUAUCUUGCCCUGGGAUAAGAACUUUUGACUUGAUUAGGAAUUGGGUAAAGUAGGCAUAUGAUCAUUAUUUCUAGUGGUAGUCUGGCUAGGAGAGAAAACCGAAAAUGUGUGGAAAAGGUUUUCCACUUAUACCCAGUGGACAUUAAAGAAGACCCAGUUCAUUAUAGGCAAUGGGAAGUCUUGAACAACCGAAAAAUUGAGAAAUAUGAAGUUACAAGAGCAAGUCAAUACCUACGCAGAAGGUUAUGUGAAACCAUUUGUGGGAACGCCAUUAUUGCAGCUCUUUAAAUUUUUUUUAUCUUUAUUAAUUUGGGUAUUUCUUAUUUACAUUUCGAUUGUUAUUCCCUUUCCUGGUUUCCAGGCCAACAUCCCACUAACCCUUCUGCCUCCCCUUAUCUAUGGGUGUUCCCCUCCCCAUCCGCUCCCCAUUACCGCCCUCUCCCAACAAUCACGUUCACUGGGGGUUCAGUCUUGGCAGGACCAAAGGCUUCCCCUUCCACUGGUGCUCUUACUAGGAUAUUCAUUGCUACCUAUGAGGUCAGAGUCCAGGGUCAGUCCAUGUAUAGUCUUUGGGUAGUGACUUAGUCCCUGGAAGCUCUGGUUGCUUGGCAUUGUUGUUCAUAUGGGAUCUCAAGCCCCUUCAAGCUCUUCCAGUCCUUUCUCCGAUUCCUUCAACGGGGGUCCCGUUCUCAGUUCAGUGGUUUAGUGAUGGCAUUCACCUAUGUAUUUGCUGUAUUCUGGCUGUGUCUCUCAGGAGCGAUCUACAUCCGGUUCCUGUCAACCUGCACUCCUUUGCUUCAUCUAUCUUAUCUAGUUUGGUGACUGUAUAUGUAUGGUCCACAUGUGGGACAAGCUCUGAAUGGGUGUUCCUUCUGCUUCUGUUCUAAACUUUGCCACCCUGUUCCCUGCCAAGGGUAUUGUUGUUCCCCUUUUAAAGAAGGAAUGAAGCAUUCGCAUUUUGGUCAUCCUUCUUGAGUUUCAUGUGUUCUGUGCAUCUAGGGUAAUUCGAGCAUUUGGGCUAAUAUCCACUUAUCAAUGAAUGCAUACCAUGUGUGUUUUUCUGUGAUUGGGUUACCACACUCAGAAUGAUAUUUUCCAGUUCCAUCCAUUUGCCUAUGAAUUUCAUAAAGUCAUUGUUUUUGAUAGCUGAGUAAUAUUCCAUUGUGUAGAUAUACCAGAUUUCCUAUACCCAUUCCUCUGUUGAAGGGCAUCUGAGUUCUUUCCAGUUUCUGGCUAUUAUAAAUAAAGCUGCUAUGGACAUAGUGGAGCACGUGCCUUUGUUAUAUGUUGGGGCAUCUUUUAGGUAUAUGCCCAAGAGAGGUAUAGCUGGGUCCUCAGGUAGAUCAAUGUCCAAUUUUCUGAGGAACCUCCAGACUGAUUUCCAGAGUGGUUGUACCAGUCUGCAAUCCCACCAACAAUGGAGGAGUGUUCCUCUUUCUCCACAUCUUCGCCAGCAUCUGCUGUCACCUGAGUUUUUGAUCUUAGCCAUUCUCACUGGUAUGAGGUUAAAUCUCAGAGUUGUUUUGAUUUGCAUUUCCCUUAUGACUGAAGAUGUUGAACAUUUCUUUAGGUGUUUCUCAGCCAUUCGGCAUUCCUCAGUUGUGAAUUCUUUGUUUAGCUCUGAACCCCAUUUUUAAUAGGGUUAUUUGUCUCCCUGCAGUCUAACUUCUUGAGUUCUUUGAAUAUUUUGGACAUAAGCCCUCUAUCUGUUGUAGGAUUGGUAAAGAUCUUUUCCCAAUCUGUUGGUUGCUGUUUUGUCCUAACAACAGUGUCCUUUGCCUUACAGAAGCUUUACAGUUUUAUGAGAUCCAAUUUGUCGAUUCUUGUUCUUAGAGCAUAAGUCAUUGGUGUUUUGUUCAGGAAAUUUUCUCCAGUGCCUAUGUGUUAAAGACUCUUGCCCACUUUUUCUUCUAUUAGUUUGAGUGUAUCUGGUUUGAUGUGGAGGUCCUUGAUCCACUUGGACUUAAGCUUUGUAUAGGGUGAUAAGCAUGGAUCGAUCUGCAUUCUUCUACAUGCUGACCCCCGGUUAAACCAGCACCAUUUGCUGAAAAUGCUGUCUUUUUUCCAUUGGUGGUUUUGUCUCCUUUGUCAAAAAUCAAGUGACCAUAGGUGUGUGGGUUCAUUUCUGGGUCUUCAAUUCUAUUCCAUUGGUCUAUCUGUCUGUCUCUAUACCAAUACCAUACAGGUUUUUUUUAAAUCACUAUUGCUCUGUAAUACUGCUUGAGUUCAGGGAUAGUGAUUCCCCUGGAAAUCCUUUUAUUGUUGAGGAGAGUUUUAGCUAUCCUGUGUUUUUUGUUAUUCCAGAUGAAUUUACAAAUUUUUCUGUCUAACUCUCUGAAGAAUUGGUUUGGUAUUUUGAUGGGGAUUGCAUUGAAUCUGUAGAUCGCUUUUGGUAAAAAUGGCCAUUUUUACUAUAUUAAUCCUGCCAAUCCAUGAGCAUGGGAGAUCUUUCCAUCUUUUGAGAUCUUCUUCAAUUUCCUUCUUUAGAGGUUUGAAGUUCUUAUUGUACAGAUCUUUCACUUGCUUGGUUAAAGUCACACCAAGGUAUUUUAUAUUAUUUGGGACUAUUAUGAAGGGUGUCUUUUCCCUAAUUUCUUUCUCGGCUUGUUUCUCUUUUGUGUGGAGGAAGGCUACUGAUUUAUAUGAGUUAAUUUUAUACCCAGCCAUUUGCUGAAGGUGUUUAUCAGGUUUAGUAGUUCUCUGAUGAAACUUUUGGGAUCACUUAAAUAUACUAUCAUAUCAUCUGCGAAUAGUGAUAUUUUGACUUAUUCUUUUCCAGCCUGUAUCCCUUUGAUCUCCUUUUGUUGUCUGAUUGAUAUGGUUAGAACUUCUUGAACUGUAUUGAAUAAGUAGGGAGAGAGUGGACAGCUUUGUCUGGUCCCUGACUUUAGUGUGAUUGUUUCAAGUUUCUCUCCAUUUAUUUUAAUAUUACCUACUGGUUUGCUGUAUAUGGCUUUUACUAUGUUUAGGUGUGGGCCUUGAAUUCCUAUUCUUUCCAGGACUUUUAUCAUGAAGGGGUGUUGAAUUUUGUCAAAUGCUUUCUCAGCAUCUAAUGAAAUGAUCAUGUGGUUUUUAUCUUUCAGUUUGUUUAUAUAGUGGAUCACAUUGAUGCUUUUCUGCAUAUUAAACCAUCCCUGCAUGCCUGGGGUGAAGCCUACUUGAUCAUGAUGGGUGAUUGUUUUGAUGUGCUCUUGAAUUCAGUUUGCAAGAAUUUUACUGAGUAUUUUUACGUCGAUAUUCAUAAGGGAAAUUGGUCUGAAAUUCUUUUUCUUUGUUGGGUCUUCGUGUGGUUUAGGUAUAAGAGUAAUUGUGGCUUCAUAGAAGGAAUUUGGUAGUGAUCCAUCUGUUUCAAUAUUGUGCAAUAGUUUGGAUAGUAUUGGUAUUCUAUGAAAGUCUGAAAGAAUUCUGCAGUGAACCCUUGUAGACCUGGGCUCUUUUUGGUUGGGAGACCUUUAAUGACUGCUUCUAUUUCUUUAGAUGGUAUGGGGUUGUUUAAAUGGUUUAUCUGUUCCUGAUUUAACUUUGGUACCUGGUAUCUGUCUAGGAAAUUGUCCAUUUCCUCCAGAUUUUCAAGUUUUGUUGAAUAUAGGCUUUUGUAGUAGGAUCUGAUGAUUUUUUGAAUUUCCUCUGAAUCUGUAGUUAUGUCUCCCUUUUCAUUUCUGUUUUUGUUAAUUUGGACACACUCUCUGUGUCCUCUCGUUUGUCUGGCUAAGGGUUUAUCUAUCUUGUUGAUUUUCUCAAAGAACCAGCUUUUGGUUCUAUUGAUUCUUUCUAUGGUCCUUUUUGUUUCUACUUGGUUGAUUUCAACUCUGAGUUUGAUUAUUUCCUGCAGUCUACUCCUCCUGGGUGUAUUUGCUUCUUUUUGUUCUAGAGCUUUUAGGUGUGCUGUCAAGCUGCUGACAUAUGCUCUUUCCUGUUUCUUUCUGCAGGCACUCAGCGCUAUGAGUUUUCCUCUUAGCAUAGCUUUCAUUGUGUCCUAUAAGUUUGGGUAUGUUGUACCUUUAUUUUCAUUAAAUUCUAAGAAGUUUUAAUUUCUUUCUUUAUUUCUUCCUUGACCAGGUUAUCAUUGAGUAGAGCAUUGUUCAACUUCCAUGUAUAUGUGGGCAUUCUUCCCUUAUUGUUGUUGAAGACCAGCUUUAGCUAGUGGUAGUCUGAUAGGACAUAUGGAAUUAUUUCUAUAUUUCUGUAUCUAUUGAGGCCUGUUUUAUGAUCAAUUAUAUGGUCAAUUUUGGAGAAAGUACCAUGAGUUGGUGAGAAGAAGGUAUAUCCUUUUGUUUUAGGAUAGAUUGUUCUAUAAAUAUCUGUUAAGUCCAUUGGGUUCAUGACUUCUCUUAGUCUGUGUCUCAGUUUAAUUUCUCUUUCCAUGAUCUGUCCAUUGAUGAGAGUGGGGUGUUGAAAUCUCCUACUAUUAUUGUGUGAUGUGCAAUGUGUGCUUUGAGUUUUAGUAAGGUGUCUUUUAUGUAUGUGGGUGCCCUUGUAUUUGGAGCAUAGAUAUUUAGGAUUGAGAGUUCAUCUUGGUGGAUUUUUCCUUUGAUGAAUAUAAAGUGUCCUUCCUUAUCUUUUUUGAUGACUUUUGGUUGAAAAUCAAUUCUAUUCGAUAUUAAAAUGACUACCCCAGCUUUCUUCUUCUGACCAUUUACUUGGAAAGUUGUUUUCCAGCCUUUCACUCUGAGGUAGUGUCUGUCUUUUUCUCUGAGGUGUGUUUCCUGUAGGCAGCAGAAUGCAGGGUCCUCAUUGCGCAUCCAGUUUGUUAUUCUUUUGUCUUUUUAUUGGGGAAUUGAGUCCAUUGAUGUUGAGAGAUAUUAAGGAAUAGCGAUUUUUGCUUCUUGUUAUAUUCAUAUUUGGAUGUGAGGUUAUGUUUGUGUGGUUUUCUUCUCUUUGUUUUGUUGCCAAGAUGUUUAGUUUCUUACUUUUUCUAGGGUGUAGCUUGCCUCCUUAUGUUGGGCUUUACCAUUUAUUAUACUUUGUAGGACUGGAUUUGUAGAAAGAUUCUUUGUAAAUUUGGUUUUAUCAUGGACUAUCUUGGUUUUUCCAUCUAUGUUAAUUGAGAGUUUUGCUGGAUACAGUAAGCUGGGCUGGAAUUUGUGUUCUCUUAGGGACUGUAUGACAUCUGUUCAGGAUCUCUGGCUUUCAUAGUCUCUAGUGAGAAAUCUGGUGUGAUUCUGAUAGGUCUGCCUUUAUAUGUUACUUGACCUUUUUCCCUUCCUGCUUUUAAUAUUCUUUCUUUAUUUUGUGCAUUUGGUGUUUUGACUAUUAUGUGAAAGGAGGAGUUUCUUUUCUGGUCCAAUCUAUUUGGAGUUCUGUAGGAUUCUUGUACGUUUAUGGGCAUCUCUUUCUUUUGGUUAGGGAAGUUUUCUUCUAUGAUUUUGUUGAAGAUAUUUACUGGUCCUUUGAGCUGGGAGUCUUCACUCUCUUCUAUACCUAUUAUCCUUAGGUUUGAUCUUCUCAUUGAGUCCUGGAUUUCAUGUAUGUUUUGGACCAGUAGCUUUUUCCGCUUUACAUUAUCUUUGACUGUUGAGUCAAUGAUUUCUAUGGAAUCUUCUGCUCCUGAGAUUCUCUCUUCUAUCUCUUGUAUUCUGUUGGUGAAGCUUGUAUCUAUGGCUCCUUGUCUCUUCUUUUGGUUUUCUAUAUGCAGGGUUGUCUCCCUUUGUGCUUUCUUUAUUCCUUCUAUUUCCAUUUUUAAUUCCUUCAACUGUUUGAUUGUGUUUCCUGGAAUUCUUUCAGGGAUUUUUGUGAUUCCUCUCUAUAGGCUUAUAUUUGUUUAUGUUUUCCUGCAUUUCUCUAAGGGAGUUCUUUAUGUCUUUCUGAAGUCCUCCAUCAUCCUGGUCAAAUGUGAUUUAAAAUCAAGAUCUUGCUUUUCUGGUGUGUUUGGAUAUUCAGUGUUUGCUUUGGUGGGAGAAUUGGGCUCCGAUGAUGCCAUGUAGUCUGGGUUUCUGUUGCUUGCGUUCCUGGGCUUGCCUCUCGCCUUCAGGUUGUCUCUGGUGUUCUUGUUCUGCUAUUUCUGACAGUGGCUAGACCGUCCUAUAGGCCUGUAUGUCAGGAGUGCUGUAGACCUGUUUUCCUGUCUCCUUUCAGCCAGUUAUGGGAACAGAGUGUUCUGCUUUCAGGCGUGUAGUCUUUCCUGUCUACAGGUGUUCAGGUGUUCCUGUGGGUGUGUGUCCUGAGUCCACCACGCAGGUCACUUGCAGCAGAAAAGUUGUUCUUACCUCUGGUCCCGGGGCUGAAGUUGCUCCUGGGGUGCUGCUUUUCAGCUCUCUGUGAGGGAGACAACCAGAAGGGCCUGCCCCGCCUUUUCCUGGGUCCCUGUGCACCCUGGUGUUAGGUGUUUUCCUCUGGAGUCAGAAAUGUGGGCAGAGUGUAGUCUCUUCUGGCUUCUGAGGCAUGUCUGCCCCUGUGAAGGUUUAGCUCUCCUUCCCAUGGGAUUUCGGUGCAGGGAGCUGUUGACCAGGUCCCUUCAGAUCCGGGCGGUGUCCGGACUGUAGGGGACCUGCCGCUUGAGUGCCCCUAUCUUACUGUUUCCAGAGCCCCUAUACAGUUUCCUCUUGGGCCAGGGAUGUGGGCAGGGGUGGGCAGUAUUGGUGGUCUCUCCUGCUCUGCAGUCUCAGGAGUGCCCACCUUUCUGGGCAGUAAGCUCUCUCUCCCAAGGUGUUUGGGAGCAGGGAGCUGUGGGCCGGGAUCAGAGAGUUUAGGACUCCAGCUAAAAUCCAUAAGGAUCUGGUCCCAGAGGAAUUUUGCCUUUGUGUGUCCUGAGUCCACCAGGCAGGUCACUUGGAGCAGAAAAGUUGGUCUUACCUGUAGUCCCGUCACUGAAGUUGCUCCUGCGGGGCUGCGUUUGAGCUCUCCAUGAGGGCGGCCGCUCUAAGUUUUUAAGAAACGUUUUAGGAAAUAAGGUUGCCAGACAAGAUGUAGAAUUCCCAGUUAAUCUGGAGUUUCAGAUAAACAAUAAUUUAAAAACUGAUUCUUUCAAUAUUUGAUAGAGUUGUUAGAUAUGUGUACAUGAAACACUGUUUUAUACUUACCUGAAACUUAGACACCCAGGCACUUGUUACUUUUAUUUGGAAUAUCUAAUAAUCUGUUAAAUACAAAUGCUUUGUGAAGGCACAGUGAUCAGACUCCAAGAUCUGCUCUGGAUUGUUGAGAGUUGCCAUAGUUACUUGGCUGUGGUAAAUAAAGGACCCAUUGAAGUGUUUCCUAGAGUACAGGGAUGGGGAGACACAAGUAAUUGGUAGAGAUCUUACUUCAUGAGAUUGCAAAGGCAAAAAGAGGAGUAGGCUGGAAAGGGAGACAUCUAACUACUGAAACAUCUGGUAUGCAACAGACUAGAGGAACCCUGUUUUGUGUAUUUAAGAAAAAAGAAUGGGGUGUUAUCUCCCUGAGGGAUCCUACAGUCUGCUGUAUCAAGUAUGAACAAGGCAGGACUGCUUUGUGUUUUAUUCCCACCAUACACAGUGGAUCCUAUGUUCUGACUCCUGUUUAUAUGUGGUUGUGAAAGCAUUACAGAAUGCCUAACAGUAAACAGGGCUAAGAAUGUGAGGUCAUAGUAACAUGACCUCACAGGGAGUCGGGUCCUUGGAAGGCUGGGUAGAUGAGUGGAACUGGAGUUAAAGUGAAGAACAGGAAGAAGGAGGAGGCUCUGUAAGAUGUGUGGGCCAGGAAUGCCCUAGCAGUUGUCAUGGGCCUAAUAUUGUGCCGCCUCCAUUGCUGUAGUGGCUAUUGCUUUGAUAAGGGGAAACCAACACGACUAGAUGGUAAUUCUGAAAUGGGGAGCACUGAAAUUCUGGAAAAGGAGACCACAGAGAAUCUUAGCAAUGGCACUAACAGCAAUGUGGAAGCAGCUAAAAGAUUGGCCAAACGCUUGUAUCAUCUAGACAGAUUCAAAAGAUCGGACGUUGCAAAACAUCUAGGCAAAAACAACGAAUUUAGCAAGCUAGUUGCAGAAGAGUAUCUGAAGUUUUUUGAUUUCACAGGGAUGACGCUGGAUCAGUCUCUCAGGUAUUUUUUAAAAGCAUUUUCUCUUGUCGGAGAAACCCAGGAACGUGAGCGAAUAUUAAUACACUUCUCCAAUAGAUAUUUUUCUUGUAAUCCAGACACUAUCACCUCAAAAGAUGGAGUUCAUUGCCUCACCUGUGCGCUGAUGCUCCUCAACACGGAUCUGCACGGCCACAAUAUUGGAAAGAAGAUGACCUGCCAGGAGUUCAUUACAAAUCUUCAAGGGGUAAAUGAAGGCGGAGAUUUCUCCAAGGAUCUUCUAAAAGCUCUGUACAACUCCAUCAAGAACGAGAAGCUUGAAUGGGCAGCAGAUGAUGAAGAGAAAAAGAAAUCUCCCUCAGAAGGUACUGAUGAGAAGGCUAAUGGAACACACCCAAAGACUAUCAGUCGUAUUGGGAGUACAACUAACCCAUUUUUGGACAUUCCUCAUGACCCAAAUGCUGCUGUAUACAAAAGUGGAUUUUUGGCUCGCAAAAUCCAUGCAGAUAUGGAUGGAAAGAAGACUCCAAGAGGAAAGCGGGGAUGGAAGACAUUUUAUGCUGUCCUGAAGGGAACAGUUCUUUACUUACAAAAGGAUGAGUAUAAGCCCGAGAAGUCUCUGUCCGAUGAAGACUUGAAGAAUGCAGUCAGUGUGCACCAUGCUCUAGCAUCCAAGGCCACCGAGUAUGAGAAGAAGCCGAAUGUGUUUAAACUCAAGACUGCAGACUGGAGGGUCCUGCUUUUCCAAACCCAGAGUCCAGAGGAAAUGCAGGGAUGGAUAAACAAAAUCAACUGUGUGGCAGCUGUAUUUUCUGCACCACCUUUCCCUGCAGCCAUUGGCUCUCAGAAGAAGUUCAGCCGCCCACUUCUGCCAGCCACCACAACAAAAUUAUCCCAGGAGGAACAGCUGAAGUCCCACGAAAGCAAGCUGAAGCAGAUCACCACUGAGCUGGCUGAACAUCGCUCAUAUCCCCCAGACAAGAAGGUCAAAGCCAAGGAUGUUGAUGAAUACAAGCUUAAAGAUCACUAUCUCGACUUUGAGAAAACCCGUUAUGAAAUUUAUGUCAGCAUUCUGAAAGAAGGAGGCAAGGACCUCCUCAGUACCGAGGGAAAUGAGCCAGUGGGACUGAAGAAGUCACACUCAAGUCCUUCCCUGAACCCAGAUGCAUCUCCAGUCACUGCCAAGGUCAAGCGCAACGUCUCAGAGAGAAAGGACCACCGACCUGAAACCCCGGGCAUUAAGCAAAAAGUUACUUAGAAUCCAUCUGCGGCCAGGAAGUGCUGGUCAUGGAGCAAAAUAGGGUUUUUCAAGAUCUUUCUGGUAAUCCGUGAAUAUAUUUAAAAAAAAACAGUCUGUGACUAAACGGUGCAUUAGUAACCUUUCUAUUGUAUAUUUUUGUUAGUUUCUGUACAGAUGUCUUUGCUCUUGAGUUCCUUGCUUUGAUGAUUUGGGCAACUUUAUAACUAAUGCACCUUUUGUGAGAAGGAGAGGGCUACGGAUGCUUUCUCCUUCUGCUUCCUCUUAUUUGCACUUCUGCACAAUUAUUUUAUGUGUUCCCAAUCAACUGUUGUACUUUUUUUUUUAGGUUUAAAUUUUUAAUCCAUCAUGAAACACGUAACUGGACAAGCAUUGUGCUUUAGUAAAUCCUAGACUUUACAUGUGAAAUCCUGCCCAGUCACGGAGGUGAAAUUGAAAGUUCAUGGUUGCUCACAUAAAAAUGGCAGUGCUGGGAGUCAAGGUGUCCCAGGGUGGGACACUUCUGCAUUCAUCCUGGCACCUGCUGUUGGUGCUGGACACAGGACAAAGGGAGCAUGAGGAUGAUAGGACUGGAGACCUUAGGGAGCACAGGAGUUUGACUCUGCUGUGCAUUCCAUUCAGCCAUGCGAGGGAAUUCAGAAGUGGAGUCAUCUCGCCUGAAGGGAGGCUGAGGAUGGAUUGAUACCAAGCCACUUCUGUUGUCUAAAGGCUGGUGUGUCGGUAAUCAGCUCUUGGGGAGCUGCAGCAGUAGGAUGUAUGGUCUGCUAUAGAAAUGGUACCUCACUCCCAUGGGAUCUAGACUAGGAAUCAAAAUCAUCUCUGUGGUCGAUACCUUUCCACCCAGGAAUAGAUUCAUUUUUAGAUAGAUGUGCAGGCAUAGAUCAUGUCCUGGUUGAAACAAAACACUGUUGAAAAUGAAUACCACCCCCACCCCUUUUUUCCUUUUUCAUAUCAAGACCAAUAAGGAGCAACACAGCUGCGGUCGUUCAUCGGGGUCAGUGGCCGUCAGAGUGAACGUGAAGUCAGUCUGAGCACAGGGACUGAGGCUGGAGGGAGGUGAUGAUGUCUGUGCAGCUCCUUGGCUUCUCCUCACCUCCAGGUCUACAGCCGUCUUGCUGGGUUGCUGUGAAGAUGCGCCUGGAAUUAUUUGUAUACAUUUAGUCUUAUUUUUCCCUGUAUUCAAAAUGGUUUCCCCUUGCAGGCAAAGCAGUCCCUUUAAAAUUUGAAGUAGUUAAGUAGAAUAUUGUCUGUAGAGGAAGAGAAAGUCAUAAAAGAUGAGCUUCCUCUGUGGCCGAAAACUCUCUAGUUUCCAGCCUUGAAACUGUAUUCUCUAAAACUACUCUCUUCCCACCAAAAUAUCUUCCAAACUAACAGGAUAACGUUUAAAUAUCCUUUAUCCUCCUUAAAUAUUUUCUCUAUUUCUUCUUGGUUAGUUGAAGGUACUAUGACCAGAGAAUCAGCUGCUCUUGCAUGAAUAGCAUGAUUCUAGUAAGUUAGAGAAAGCCUGUUAAAAACUCCUGGUAGUUUCUAGCGGCAUCUCAUUAGGAAGUACUAGCAUUUAGUCACAGGACUGUAUCAGCUUGUACUUCUUUCCGCUCUGUACAUGCCCACCUUGCUUGUGCCCAAGUAACACUUCCCACCAAUACGGUAGCCGCUUGCUUCAUGGUGUUUUGCCACACUAUUGGGAAAACCUCCUUAGACUUCUGUCUUGUUUAAGUAAAGGCAGUGAUUUAAUUUAUAUUUCAGAACCAUGAGGCGAAUAUGGUAGUUAACAUUGUGGUUCCAUAUACCAGAACUGUUUCAUAGCUUCCUAGUGAAUCCAGUAUUUCCCAAGCAAGUUGCCUUUCUUCUAGAAGGUGAACUAUCGCUGUCUUCUUUUCGCCUAAGUAUUUGUAAUCCCUGAAGGGAAAGGUACCAAGACCUUUUAGUCUUGAGCAUCAUCUUUAAGCAUCAGUAGCUGAAAAACAGUUGACAUGUCUAAAUGUGUUUGUCCACAGUGUGCGUUUGUAUGUACAGAAUGUCCGUGUGUACUUAUGUAGAGUAUCUAAUGUACAUUGAAUGGUACCUUGCUGCAGAGUUUCUGACAUGGAGGAUUGUCUGGGGAAUACCCUUAGCAUUAGCCACCAUGCUCCUGUUACAGGACUCACCAGUGUUGUCUCCAGAGCUUCUGGACAUGCUUAUAGAUAAUCAGAUGACAAAGGCACUUUUAAAGCUGUGGACUGUUCUGUCUUCAUCAUUUAUCUUGAAAAAAAUAACUGAAGCAUUCUUUUGUGAGUCAGAACCCCAGCCUACCCUAGAGCAUGGCUGUCUACCUUUGGGGGAUAGGCUAAGAAUGUGUCUUCCCUGAGGCCUCUGGAAGGAUGCUGCAUUCUCUGAUCUGACGGGACUCUGGGGGUCUGGUGCAUAGCCAACCCCAUUUCUCCCACAGUAUUGAGUCCUAAGAAGUGGAAGGCGGCCCUUUGUACAGCUACUCUAACCUGUUGCCCAGUGCACGGUACAGGGAACUCUUGUCCCCCUCCUUUCCAUGGUACUUCAUCCGGCCCCACCUCUACAUACUGUCACCCCUACCUCAGUGCCCUGGAGUCUUGGAAUUCCUCUCCAUAUGAUAAAGCAUUAUCUAUCUUACAAUAAUACCUUAAAUGAUUCUUAGUAUUGAAAAUACCAACAAGUCAUGAAAAGACUUUGAUGAUAGCCUUGUUGAAAAACUGACCAUUGAAGUACCCUUGUAUAAAAUCUGUGUAUAUCUUGGGCUUCACCCCUACCUCACAUGCUGGCUUCUAAAACGAUUUAACAGGAACACAGUUUUAAAAAUUCUACUCACAGUCCUUGUUUUAUUGGUAUAUCAUUAGCAUUUUUGAAAACAUACUUCCAAAAAUAUGUAUAAUUUAAUCUAACUCUGAGCAAUGUCUAAUGAAGUCAACUGUUACUUAUAUGUAUCUCCAUUAUUCCCAAUGAAACCGGCAUGUGGGAGAGUCCUCUGGUAGAGACAGUUUAUAGGUUGUAUGUAACUUUUUAGAGUUGCUCUUAGAUGGACCCAUUUUUCUCAUGCAGCGAUCGUGUGACAUGUCUAAGCUGCUCUGUGCUCCUCUGGUGUUUUCUUUUCCCUCAUCCUGAAGGUAAGAACUAUUUCCAAGGCAGAUGUAAUGUGAGGGAAUUGGUUGUAGGAGAGGAAGACCUUCUGGGUUAGGUUAUACUGUGGGUUAGUUUGAGUUAUAAUCUACUUGGAAAUCAAGAGCAGGAAGGCACACCAGUUCUUCCUCACCUACUUCCCCUUUCUGUAUGAAAAGCAAGGAUGAAGGGUCAUGCCCUGAAAUAAGGAAGGCCCAUCUAGAGAUACUCAUCAUCUGCCCCUUUGAUUAAAAGUCGAUUUCCAAUUGUCUUCCUGUAUAAGAGAGAACUUAGAGGAAGUUAGCUAUACAUGGAGUUUUAAUUCUUUGACAAUUUUUUUUUCUGUUAGUCAUCAGUUAAACCAAGCUUGACAUCAAGUUUCUUGCUUCUGAACAUCUAAAUUUUUGUGGUUUAGCUCUUUUGGAUACAAGAUUUUUUUCAAGUCAGCAGCCUCCUUCCUGGUUUUAGUAGAAAGUGAUACCAUUGUAGUUCCGAUAGCAGGGUGUUUUCCCUGUAAAGCUCACACUAGAGCCAAUGCAGAAUCGUAGCAUCAUUUAAACACAGGCUCAAGGACGAUAAUGCAUCACGGGGUAUGAGGUAUAUCUGUUCUUGUUUCAGAGCAUCUGGGUCACUCAGACAGAAACAGACCAGUCAGUUUUGUAGGCAGAGGCCAGGCUGCUGGUGAAUCAGCAGAAGCCUCGCCACCCAUUUGUCAUCUGCUAUCAUCACGCCAUCCAGAGGACUGUGUCAACCCACAUAAACUAACCCCUGACGUAUUCCAGGGGUCCUUUGUCACUGCGCUUCCUUCCAGACUCCUUUUCCAUCCUUCAUACUUAACAGGACUGAUAUCUGAGGUCAUUCUCCUUCUGCAUCGAUAGUAGCCAUUUUCUCGCACUUGGCUCAUUGCACGCGGAGGAAAUGUCAGCAAAUACUUGAAUCUGCAUGGCAGUUUGCUAACUGUAUGCAAGAGUAAGGAGCAAGGAAUCCAGCGAGUUACUGUACAUACAGUAGGCUUCCUUAGGUCUGUGGGCACUUCCUUUGUAAUGUAUAUGUAUAUCUGUUGUAGGGGGAAAUACUUGUACAGAAAGUAUGGCGUAUGUCAGAGGAAAUGCUUUCUGUCACCAGUGUUGUAUUUGUGAUAUUUAUAGUUGUAUGUAUGUAUGUGCAUCAAUGUAUAGAUUGUGUAUCGGUAUAUGGUAUAUAUAUAUGUGUAUGUUGAAAUUAUUUUUGUCCUUUAACAACCAGUAUAAUAUGAAAAGAAAGUUUAAAAACCUCAUAGGAAUGAUUAUAUAGUACAGUUGUUGAGAGUUCAUAUAGUGGUAUCAUUUUAUUAAACUUAAAUUCAAAUGAUAUUUUGAUUAAAUUUUUUUAGUAAGACUUUACACUAGAAAGUUCCAUCUUUAAGCUUUGAAUUACCAGGGCAAAAGUGACUUUAAGCUAAGCUUGUGACUCUAUUGAAGUGUACAGUGUGCAAUGUACUCAUGAUGAUUUGGGAAAUACAGAGGUUGAGGGGAAAGGCAGCCUGUGCAGUCUUAGCAACUUUAGUAUUAAGAGCACUUAACGAUAAAGCAGAGCUCAUAACUUAGGGCUGAUUACAAACAGUGACGCUUUCGAGCUCACGUUCUUUAUUGUUGUAAUUAGUCCAGAAAAACACAUAGCUUUCUGAAGAACUCAGUAAGUACCCAGUGUAUCCUUUAUGUACUGGUGUAUAUUUUAGCGUAGAUCACUCUCCUGGUGCCACCUCUUUACCCUCUUUGAUAUAAAAAGAAUAUCACAGAUACUGAAGUCUAUCAGGGCAUCCCAAGAUCGGGUACUGUAUUCCAGGUUCGCAAUUGCACAAAUUAACAGCUAGUAUUUUAGGUAAAAGGACUAUAGGAACAGGUUAGACCUUAUUUAAUAUUUUUAUACUUCGGUCUCUUUUUCCUGACUCUCCCCAAAGAAGAGCCGCUGGCCUUAGUUGUUUAACGUUCUUGCUUAUAUUAUAAAGUGUAAAUAGUAACUAAAGUUUUAUUAACCAGCAUGUUGGGUAUAUUUAAAGCAGCGACUGAGUGUGUUGGAGUGUGUGAUUGGGCGCAGUGUCCGUUUGAACACACUGCCUCAUGUCUUCACGUCUGAGUCAGAGAACCGGAAGUGUGAGGUCUGCGAUGCGGCUUCAGCCCCAGGCUCCAGGCCUGCAUUGGCAGUUACACCUGAGUUCAGUUUUUAUUAAUCCUUGGUCUCAAACGAUUUUUUAUAAAUUAUAUUUCCCAAUUUUGGUUUUAUGUGUGGUGGGCUGGCUCUGUGGAUAAUCAGCAGGGCUUCUGCAAGAAUAGUUCCUUCUAAGAAUUACUUGGGAUUUGCAGAAAAUGCCACUGAUUUAGAAGCUGAGUAGUAGAAUUAAGGUGUAUUUGAGGUCAUAGCUACUUGAAAAGUUUGAAUUUUAAUAUGAAGCCAUGGAAGUUGUAAAGCCAAGCAAUCAUUUGACAUGAAUAAUAAUAUUCACAUUAGAGAGUAUAUAUGCACAUUGAAUUUUUAUGUUGUUAGGAUACUUUUUAAGCUUUAGAAAUAAGAGUGUUAGACCAAAUUAAAGUGAAGGGGUGAGCUGGCUGUUUUCCACUUGGGGUAGUCAUGUAUUAUUAAAUCUUCUCCUAGGAGAGCCAAAACUGAUUAACUGUUCCCUUAGGUGUUUAAGGAGAAAAUCAAUAGGCCUAGAAUUCUCACACACACACACACACACACACACACACACACACACACACACACACGAGAAAGAGAGAGAGAGAGAGAGAGAGAGAGAGAGAGAGAGAGAGAGUUUUAAGCUAUACAAAAGUAUGACAUUAAGACAUUGAUCUUGAAGUGAUGACUGGAGGCAGUAGAAACUGUAUCAUAGAUGUGUUCCAAGAACCAGGGGAAAUGAUCGAGUGCCAGUGUCUGACUCUGAGAGGGGGCAGGGACAGAUGCUGUGUCCUUCUACUGGAUACCAACUUGAAGACAUUCCUGUGGCCCACAGGCAGUGACUCCAGAAUCCCCCACUAGGGCUCUGCAGAUCAUUCCUUCCAGAAUAGAGUGUAAAGGGAGAAGCCAUAUUACCUUCAGAGCCCAAGGUGUGGUUUCCUGCCCUGGCUUCUCAGCUAUAGGUGACAGAGAUUGCACUGGAGUAUGCUAAACAGCUAAGCACUUGUCCACAGACCAGGAUCUAAAGGAUGAAAAUGGGCGGGAACCCAGAUAUAAUGCACUUUUGUAGGGGAGAGUUCAGCUCUAACUGGUAGUAGUGUGAAAGUAAGCACCUUGACUUCAAUUUGGAAAGCACUGGUAAAUGGAGAGAACUUUGGAGUUUCCCUAUCAUCUAUAUCAGUCUUUGAACACACCCUCAAGUCCCAGCCUCAAGGCUCAAUAAAGGACCACAUAGCAGGUCUGAGGCUCACUGCUCUCAGCCCUUAACACAGGGCAGUGGAGAGCAGGGUGAUCUUCCCUCUCUGGAGCUUCUCCUUGGCCUUCUUCUCCACUUGGGCUUCUGCUCAGCAGCAGAUAUAUUCUGGGUUCCAUAAGGAAUCCAGCUGUCCCAGUGGCUUGACCCUGUCAAGGCAAGAUAUCAACUCUGAGGAUGACCCAGUCAUGGAGGAAGAGAGUGUGACAAGAUCCGCAGUUUGAAGCAAAACUGUGUUUGGUCUUUUCAAGAAACAAAUGGGCACAUUGAGUUCUGUUCAGUGUCAGAGGAUAUCUUUCCCUUUGCUCCCAGAUUUCCAGAAAUGGAUAAUGUUUUCAUUUCUGUGGGAAGGGUCAAGAAACAUAAAAUUGCUCAACAAUGCUUGCUUCCCUUGAGGGUUGUUGAGCAAAGGCCGAUAUGCCUCCCUGCAUUCUCUUCUACCUCAAGAUUUUGGAAUUCAAUUCUGGAACAGAAAUUUAUUUACACAAGAACCCUUGUUGUCAGCCUUGGUUACUGUGGGAGUUACAUAAGGGUGACAGUCUGUAUCUUCUAAGAUAAACAGGAACUGGGCUUUGGCGGCCUAUUGACCAGUUUAUAUCUAAAUAUAAACUGUGGCUCCAAAUGAUUGGCAAUAACAUUCCUUUACCUUCAAAGUUUUCUCCAUCAGUCAUUUCUGUGGCAGCACAGUUCCAAUGUCAUAUGCCCCUGCAAAUUGUGAAAGUAAUUAGUGACAAAAUAACCCUCCCCCCUUUCAGUGGCCAAACUGUCAGCUGUAGCAGAGCUGCGAAAGCGAGUACUACACUAUGUACGGAAAGCCUGUUCCUUAUCACGGACUAGACUCAAGAAAUGCCAUCUCCGAACGGUGGCAUUCAAGGUGGUAGUCGUUUGAAUGGAACAGUCAUCUAUGUGGACAUUGUUAAAGUGUUUUAAAGAAUAUUUUGAAAAUUAAGUUUACAUUUUACAACUGCUUUAUUUUUAUUGAAACAAUUGUAUAUAAAUAUUACCCUCUUUCACUGUUAAUUAAAGUAAACCUAGACCUUGUAGACAAGUGGGUCAACUGAUAUGUAUAGAAGCUGUGAUGUAGACAAUACCUUUCUCUUGUGUAAAUGGUCAUAAAUAUAGCUGUUCCUGUGUUUUUAUAAGUUGAGGGUAUUUUGUUGUUUUAUAACAACAAAAUUUAUUGCAUUUGAAAUGGUUUUUAUGUAAUAGAAUCAUGCAAACAGUGAAGGAUUAUAACAUGGUAUAUGUAAAUGUAUAAACUUUAGAAAGAAAUAAAUACAACAAAUUUCAA